Salvelinus namaycush (lake trout) is the source of this 2580-nucleotide messenger RNA. RefSeq names its product protocadherin gamma-C5-like. Gene Ontology annotation, cellular component: plasma membrane. Bases 106 to 2580 code for a protein of 824 amino acids. The transcript has a single exon. The record is from RefSeq and is a predicted model, not a curated record. Lineage: Eukaryota; Metazoa; Chordata; Actinopteri; Salmoniformes; Salmonidae. Gene Ontology annotation, biological process: homophilic cell-cell adhesion. Gene Ontology annotation, molecular function: calcium ion binding.
AGGUCUGCUUGCAUUUUUGGGAAAUGUGUAUUCAAGACACUAUGGCGAAUAACUUCAGUUUUUAUAUUUUGUGAUGGUGAGGAUUUACUGUGAAAAGGAGGUUCGAUGGAACAAAGGACAAUGAGGAUUCGAGGCAAUUUGAGGUGGCAAGUGUUAUGGAUUUAUCAAUUUGUUCUCCUGUGGAAUACAAUAGAGGCGCAGAUUCCAUACACUAUACCUGAGGAGUUAAAGGAAGGUUCUGUUGUUGGAAAUAUAGCCAAGGACCUGGGUUUGGGAAUAUCUGAGAUUUAUGACCGUAAACUGAGGAUAGCUUCUGACGCUGGUAAGCAGUAUUUCAGUGUGGAUUUGGGAAAGGGUGAGCUGGUUGUCAAUAAAAGGAUAGACAGAGAAUAUUUAUGUGGAGAGAACGUCCCUUGUUUGUUACCGCUGGAGGUUAUAGUUGAAAAUCCCUUACAGCUGCACCGCAUUGAAAUCGAAAUACAGGAUAUAAAUGAUAAUUCUCCAGGUUUUCUUACAAAUGAACGCAUUUUGAAUAUAGCUGAGGUGAUUAAUCCAGGUGCAAAAUUCCCAUUGGAAAGUGCACAUGAUCCUGACGUAGGCGCAAACUCAUUACGGUCCUAUAGUAUCAGUGAUAAUUACCAUUUCCUGUUGAACAUAAAGACUCAGGGAGGCCAAAAAAUACCCGAACUUGUGCUGAAAACUUCACUGGACAGAGAGAAGCAGGCCGUUCACAAGCUCGUGCUCACCGCGGUAGACGGGGGGACUCCUGCACGAUCUGGUACUUCUGAAAUCACCGUCAUAGUUCUUGAUGUUAAUGAUAAUGAGCCCCAGUUUGAGAGACCUUUUUAUGAAAUAGCUGUAGCUGAGAAUAGACCCGUUGGCAAUCAGAUUGUAAAUGUAAAAGCUUCCGAUUCUGACGAAGGACAAAAUGGAGAGAUCGAGUAUUUCUUUGCAGACCAGACCCCAGAGAGUAUAAUGGCAUUACUUAAUGUUGACUCAAAUACUGGCGAAAUUACUAUCAAAGGACAUCUUGAUUAUGAACAGACGAAUUUGCAUACGUUUGAUAUUGUGGCAAAAGAUAAAGGCAGUCCACGGAUGGAGGGGCACUGUAGUGUAAAGAUCAAUAUUGCUGAUGUUAAUGAUAAUGCCCCUCAAAUUAUAAUAACCUCACUGACCAGUCCAAUACCGGAGAAUUCCGCCCCUGGGAUGGUUAUUGCAUUGAUUAGCGCUAAAGACUUAGACGUUGGUGAGAAUGGCAAAGUAACGUUAAACAUGUCCCGGGGUUCCCCGUUCACUCUGAAGCCCUCUGUUUCCAACCAUUACGCACUGGUGACCAACGGCCCGUUAGACCGAGAGACGUUCUCGAAGUAUGAUGUUGUCAUUAUCGCGGUUGAUUCAGGGUCCCCACCUUUAUCUACAAAGAAAACCGUUACCGUGAAAAUCCUAGAUGUCAAUGACAAUCCUCCAGUGUUUUCCCAGACAUCGUAUACUGUUUAUGUCAAAGAAAAUGGAACCCCGGGAUCUAUACUGAGCUCAGUGUCCGCCUCUGAUAUAGACAUGGGUGAGAAUGCAAAGAUCUCCUAUUCUAUAUUAGACUCUAAAGUACAAGACGUGUCUGUCUCGUCCUAUAUUUACAUAAACUCAGAUAACGGCAGCAUCUACAGCAUGCACUCGUUUGACUAUGAGAAACUGAAGGUGUUUCAGAUACAGGUCCAGGCAAAGGACCACGGCUCUCCGUCUCUGAGCAGCAACGUCACGGUUCAUGUUUUUAUCCUGGACCAGAACGACAAUGCACCCGCUGUUAUUUACCCAUCCGCUGUCAUGGGCUCGGUCUCCCAUCAGAAGAUGCCCCGGUCCGCUAAAGCAGGCCACCUCACCACCAAGAUAUCGGCAGUGGACGCAGACUCGGGCCAUAACGCCUGGAUUUCCUAUAGGCUGGUGGAGGCCACAGACUCGUCUCUGUUCAGUGUGAAUCUUUACACAGGGGAGGUGAGGACUAAACGCGCUGUUUCAGAGCAGGAUGACUCCUCUCAGAGGCUGCUUAUAGAGAUACAGGACAAUGGGGAACCGGUCCAGUCCGCCACAGUCACAGUCAACAUACUGUUAGAGGACGGGCUCCACGAGCCCAUCUCGGACUUCCGCCAGAAAACAGCAGAGCCCAGCAAGAGAAACAGUAAAAUCACCUUUUAUUUGAUCAUCUCUCUGGCCUCUGUGUCCGUUUUGUCUUUGUUGACUUUUCUCAUCUUAGUGGUGAAGUGCGUUAGAAACAGUAGGAGCAGCUCGAGUUGCUGUAUCAGACGGGCUGACUCUGACGGAUACAAGAAUCCAAACAGAAACCUGCAGCUCCAGCUCAACACUGACGGCCCUAUUAAGUAUGUGGAGGUCCUGGGAGGGGACAUGUUGUCUCAGAGCCAGUCCUUCAGGUCGUGUCUCUCUCCAGUGUCCGAGUUCAGUGAUUUCACCCUCGUUAAGCCCAGCAGCACCACAGACUUCAAGGACAUGAUAAACGUGCUUGAUGCAUCUUUACCGGACAGCGCGUGGACGUUCGAGAGCCAACAGGUGAGCGCAGCUACUUUAUAA